Pungitius pungitius (ninespine stickleback) is the source of this 1950-nucleotide messenger RNA. RefSeq names its product GDP-D-glucose phosphorylase 1 (gene gdpgp1). Gene Ontology annotation, cellular component: cytoplasm. Gene Ontology annotation, molecular function: GDP-D-glucose phosphorylase activity. The transcript has 2 exons. The record is from RefSeq and is a predicted model, not a curated record. Gene Ontology annotation, biological process: glucose metabolic process. Bases 375 to 1463 code for a protein of 362 amino acids. Lineage: Eukaryota; Metazoa; Chordata; Actinopteri; Perciformes; Gasterosteidae.
GUGUGCGGACGUUCUGCCGUAAGACAUCUAGCCUUUAUUUUUAUGUCUUAUUCCGAGAAGAUGCGAAUACAAAUUGUAUUACUAUGAAAAACGGAAAACGGAAACGGAAACCGGACCGAGGAUUUACAAAACGUGGUAGAAGAAGAAAUAUUCAAGUCCGCGGUUCGCCAUCUAGACGGCGUUUAACCCUCCUUUUGUUCCAAGGCGCUGAAUUAGAGUGAAGUUUAAAGACAAAGUAAAACCCUGUGCAGACUAUCCAGAGGCGGCUCACCUGACCUGGCUCUCCUUAUGACGAUGCAGCAGAAUGAGCCCUGAAGAGACCUGUCAUCGUGAACCCUACGUCUCUACCGCACGGUUCCCCGGCAGAUCCAACCAUGCCGCUGCAGUUUGUGUAUAGUGACCAGGACUUUGUCCCAGACGUGCGUUGGAGUGAUGGGGAAAGACUCGGGAUUUCAUCAACGGCAUCAAAGUUUGACACAACCAUCCAAGCCGGCUGGACAGACAGGAUGAAGGCGGGGCUCUUCCGCUACCAUCUGGGGGAUUUACAGACACGGAUCCUGCCGGGCCCGCAUGGCUACGUGGCCCAGCUCAACAUUCAAAGAGGAAUAGAGAGAAGAAAGCCUCAGGAGAUACUAAGCAUUCAGCAGGAGUUCAAUGCCGAGCAGUUUAAUUUUAACAAAAUUAAUCCAGAAGAGAUCCUAUUUGAGAUGAUAAAGGGCGUUGAGGGAGGAAGUGAAAAGGGACAGUUGCAUGAACCCUGCAGGAUGGUUGUGCUGGUCAACGUCAGCCCUUUGGAGUUUGGCCAUUGUCUCUUUGUUCCACGCCCGUCAGGGUGUUUCCCACAGGUCAUGACGAGCUUUGCCAUCCAGGUUGGCAUCGAAUCCGUGCUCCUGAGCUCCGACCCUGGCUUCCGCGUAGGGUUCAAUAGUCUGGGAGCAUUUGCGUCGGUCAAUCAUUUACACCUACAUGGGUAUUACCUGCAGCACCAGCUUAAGAUAGAAUCUACCCCAGUCAAGCCUCUGGUUCCCGAGAAGGGCUUUUAUGGCUUGUUGGACUUUCCGGCAGGUUUUUUGUUUUACACAGAAUCCGAGAGGGUGGCGGAAGUCGCUGAAGCCAUCUGCCGAGUCACCAACUUUCUCGUGGACGGCAACAUUGCCCACAACGUGUUCCUGACGAGAGGAUGUGCCCCCCGUGAACGCACACAAAGCGAAAAGGAACGCUGUUCAAGAAGAGGCGUCCGCGUCGCUGUAUGGCCGAGGGCGUCGUGCUUCGGUGCCAAAGAGGAAUCGGCCUUCAACGUGGCUCUCUGUGAGCUCGCUGGACAUUUACCUUUUAAGAACAGGAAGGACUACGAGUUCAUCUCUGAGAGAGAGGUAAUAGGUAUCAUCCAGAGGUAUCUCCUGCCUGAUUCAGAGUUUCACACGUUGGAACAGCAGCUUACUCGUCAUUUAAAGGAUAAAUAAAGUAUCUGUAGCCUUUUUGAAUCAACGCUUUUACAAUGAGUUUCUCUACACUUUAUUGUGCUUUGGGGUUUCACUGAAUCUUUUCCUGCACAUUGGACAUGCUCAAAAAUACCUUCAUGCAUAAAGAUCUUUAUCAGGGGGAAUAUAUUCAAUGGAAGGGUGUGCUGUAUUCAAACUGUUUUUAAAAUAAACUGCCAAAUUUUUUUGUUGUGUGAUGAAUGUAAGGAAAGCCAAUCAGACCAAUACCACACUGGCCUUUUUUAAGAUAUGUGUUGCCUUUCGUUUUGCCACAAGAAUAUUCAAAAGAAGAGUUGUGUCAACUGUAAAUCUCUCGUGAUGAAAGUGUUAGAUUCAGUAUGACUUCAAAGGGGAAAAGGUUCAAUGAUACGAGAUUCAUUUCCACUUUUGCACUUGAAUUUUUUUAUUUGUGUAACAAAUUCAGAGAAGUCAUGUGUAACAGCAGCUGUCAAUCAAGCCCAGUCUGUAC